Oryzias latipes (Japanese medaka) is the source of this 2252-nucleotide messenger RNA. It is a transcript of the gene sclt1, whose product is annotated as sodium channel and clathrin linker 1. The record is from RefSeq and is a predicted model, not a curated record. Gene Ontology annotation, cellular component: centriole. Gene Ontology annotation, biological process: cilium assembly; clustering of voltage-gated sodium channels. NCBI's taxonomy places the organism in Eukaryota, Metazoa, Chordata, Actinopteri, Beloniformes, Adrianichthyidae.
GUCCAGACGGACGUAUUUUAGCGGUGCACACGGCUGUCGCCAUUGGCUGUUGUUUGCUUCAAAACAAGCGGCGGAAAAGCCGAUCAAACCAUCAUCAUUCUACAGAAACUGCUGUGAUUUAGAUCAGCAUGAUGGAGGCAGAACUUGACUACCUGCGCGAUCAAGUGCGCAGGUUAAAUCUCUCUCUCCGCCAGUAUCAGGAUGGACUCCAUCCUCCGUCUACAUCAUCUCAGGUUGAAGAGGCUUGGCGGGCCGAGAGUUCUGCACCUUGGCUCACAGACAGAAGUCUGAUGGCUCCUCUCAUAGCAGAGUACGAUCGACACAUUGCUGACAUGACUGAGCGGCUACGGAAAAACCAGGAGCAGAUGACGAACCUCAAAGUGCAGCUGGAGCGGGUGGUGAAGGAAAACGAAAGGUUGCAUGCAGAGCUCAAAGAGUGCGUUGAGAAGCAGCUCCAUUCUUUGCCUGUGGCUUCAGGGACGAGCGGCGGCACAAUGGAGGAGGACGCCAUCAUCAGGAACCUCCAAGAGCAGCUGGAGCUGUCCGAGCAGGAGCGGAUAAAGGCCAUGGAGCUCUGGCAGACAGCCGAUCAGGAGCUGGACCGCCUGCAGCGGAUCCACCAGCAGACCGUCUCCGACCACGAAGGCCAGGAUGCUGAGAGGCGGCAGCUGAAGGAUCAGCUUGUUCAGUUCCAGCAGCACUCUUACAAAUUCCAAGUGGCCAAUCAGAAGCUGGAAUCAACGAGCCAGCAGCUCCUGAAGACGGUGGCGGAGCAAAGCUCGGAAAUGGAGGAGCUCCACAGUCAGCUCAGACGAGCUAAAGCAGAACUGAGGACGGCCACAGCCAAAGUGGAGGAGAUGACCAAACUGCUGCAGAAUCUGCAGGAACAAAUUCAGAGACGGGAGGAAGAGCUGUUAGAGGCACAGGGCCGUGAGAGCGCGGCCGACAGACGACUCCAGCAGCUUCAGGGAACCUUGAGUCAACUAGAAACCAGGCUAACGGCUGCCUCCCAGGAGGCCGAGGCGGUUCACAGAGAGCAAGCUGUGUGGGAGAAGAAGGUGGGGGAACUCCAGGCCCGCUGCACCACGUUAGAGGAGGAGAAACACCAAGCUCUGUCCAAAGUCCGAGAGAACAUUCAGCUGGCUGAGGAGGCCACGCUGCACAAGGACCAGGCUCUUCUAAGAGAGAAACAGAAGACUGAGGAGCUGGAGAAGACCAAGGAGGCCUUCAAACUCUUCAUCCAGGAGGCUGCUGUCAGAACCAGGAAGGAGGUGGAAAAUGAACGAAAGCAGUGCAACAUCCGGAUCCAUCGAAUGUCGGAGGAGCUGUCCGUCCUGCAGUUGGAGUGUGCAGACAAACAGUCUCAGAUUGAGCGGUCCCUGCGUGAGAGAAAGGCCGUGGAGGAGGAGCUGGAACGGGUUUAUAAGGAGGGUAGGGCAGAGCCUGAGCUCCAGAAGAUUGAUGCCCUCCAUCAGAGGUGUCUAGAUGCUGAGAGAUUAAAGGACGACGCACUGCUAACUCUCCAAACCACCCAAAAAAAGCUCAAGAAAAUGGAAAUGGAACACAAUGAGGAGCUGUCUCGGUGCCAGGAGGAGAUGCGGCGGCUGCGGAGCUCGCUGGCUGCAGCCCACAACGACGGCGUGUCAGUCAGCGAAGAGCGACUGCAACUGCAGCACGAGAACCUGCAGCUGCGCAGAGAGAUGGAGGAGCUGCGCAAAGCCACCAUGCUGGUUCAAAAGAAAGCCAAACAGGAGGUUUCACAGAUGGAGCACGAGUACAGCGUGAAGGAGCAGGGACUGGAGGCGCGAGUGAGGGAGCUGGAGGAAAGCAGCCGGAGCUCCAGCGCCGACCUCACCCGGCUCCUCGCGGCGCAGCAGAAAAGCGCUCAACGGAGGAAGGAAGAGGCCAAGAACCUGGUGCAGGCCUUUGAAGCCAAAAUCACAGGCCUCAAAAUGGAGCUGAACCGGCAGAAGCAGCGCUCUCGAGAGCUCCAGGCCCAGCUGGAAAGAGACCAUGAUACAAUUAUGGAGUAUGAGAAGCAGCUGGGAGAACAUCAGGAGAAAGCCGGCCGUCUCCAGAGAAGACUGACACAGGCUGAACAGAAGGCAGCUUCUGCUGUACAGCAGCUGGGGAUAUUGACCGCUCAACGCAGGAAGACGGCCAGAAUAGAAACAGAAACACUUUGACGACAACACUUUCCUUUGUUGUAUUUAUAGUUUGCAAAAAUAAACUUUGUAAUAUCAGCACUGUAA